UCAUUCCAUUCCCUCAAACCACAGCUUAGUUAAGACUUCAGACAAGACACGCCCAAAGAUAAACUCCCCAUCUCUCUCUCUAUCUCUCCCAAAGAGGAUACAAAAAACUUGUUAAAACUCAGAAAGAGUCGCUAGCUUCCACUUUUUUGUAGUAGUUGUAGUUCUCUUCUCUUUUCUUCUUGUAGCUUUGAAAGCAAAUAGAGCAAGAUCUUCUUUUAUGGCUUUACAAUCUCCAAGGGAAUUUGCUGCCUGCCUGGUAUAAAUCCCCCAAGAAGCAAAGUUAACAAGUGGUUCUUGUUUAACUUUCUUUUCUUUCUUUUAUGUCUUUAUGAACUUUUUCUUGUGUGUGCUAUAGCACUAAUGCUCUACUACUCUUGUUUCCUCGUAUAAAUUUUGGGUUUUGGAUUCUCCAAUAAAGAAAAGAAAAGCAACCAUUUCUUGGCAGAGGAGUAAGAGGUACUAUAGCCAGGAGAAAUUAGAACCAAGAAAAAAAAAAAAAACAAGUAUGCCUUUUGAACAAUCUUCAAAACCAGGACCUGAUCUUUCUCUCCACAUUAGUCCUCCUUGUAGUUCCUCUUCACAAAUUUGCAACAGUAUCGAUGAAAUAAAUCCCCUCAGCAGCUGUUUCGAUCUCGAUAGUACCAGAAGAGAAGUACAAGUACAAAAAUCCAACACCACGGUUCAAGCAUACACCGAGCUUUCCUUGGCGCAUCCAGCAGCAAAUUCACUCACUGAUGAGAGCCACCAAAACCACCACCACCGGCAUAGAAGCUUUGCAGGUGGAGGAACUCAUCAUCUUCACCAUGAAGACCAACCUCAAAACCCUUACAACCAAACGGCACCAAACAUAAGUAUUUAUCAGCAACCAAAUAGCCAGCAGCAGAUGAAUCACAUCAAUCAUGGGGUUUCAUUGCUAGAUGUUUCAGAUGGAUUAAGGCCAAUAAAGGGUAUCCCGGUUUAUAACCACAACCGUUCAUUUCCUUUCUUGCCUUUAGACCAUCAUACAAGAGAGGUUAAGGAUCCAAAGAUGGGCUUCUAUUCAAUGGCCAAUUAUCCCUCUUGGUCAUCCUCACUGUCACAAUCAUCAUCAGCUUCUGUGGUUAAUCAGUCGUCUUCACCUUAUUUCAAUGGUGGUUUGGAUCAUUUAUCGAUCUUGAACGCUGCCGGGGGACCUAAUGCAGCAGCUUCCUCGGCUUAUCAUCGACUACAUCAACCUAGUGGGGCUUCUUCAAGGUUUAAUGGGCUCGGGCUCUCAUCAUCCUAUCAGCUGCACCAUCAUCAUAAUCAGUAUGGAUUAGGGGCUUCAGAUGCUUCCCAUGGGAUGAUGAGAUCAAGAUUUCUACCCAAACUUCCGGCAAAAAGGAGCAUGAGAGCACCAAGAAUGAGAUGGACAAGUACACUUCAUGCCCGGUUUGUUCAUGCUGUUGAGCUUCUUGGUGGCCAUGAAAGGGCUACUCCAAAGUCAGUUCUCGAGCUAAUGGAUGUGAAAGAUCUUACUCUAGCUCAUGUCAAGAGCCAUUUGCAGAUGUAUCGAACUGUUAAAACCACUGACAAACCUGCAGCUUCCUCAGGUCAGUCAGACGGAUCAGGUGAUGAAGAUCUCUCUACAAUCGGCAGUGGCGCCGGUGGUGAUCGUUCCAGUUUACGCCGUUUCAUUGAUCAAAGAGGACCAUCUGAUGGAUCAAUAUUACAACAAGAAUCCGAAUAUCCUUCUACUACAACUACUUUAUGGAGUAACUCCUCAAGCAGCAGAGAGGGGUGGAUGCAAAGUACCACUGGUGAUCUAAAUGGGGUCAGACAUUCCUCAUCCAUGCCAUUGGAACAAAGAUCAGGGCACCAUAUAGAGGAAUGUGAUUCUUCUCGGCCGAAUAGCUAUCUUGAACGUAAAAAUCCGAGCUUGGAGUUCACUUUAGGCAGACCAGAUUGGGUUGAAAAAGAGCUCGCAUGAUCGUAUAAUUAGGAUAUCCCCAUGAUGAUUCUGCUAUCUUUUUUGCUGGAUUUUCUUUUUGUGAAUCAAAUGAAGGCGUAAUAUAUAAAGACAUACUCCUGAGAGAAAGAAUUAAAUUAGCCCUUCUCCUUUUUUCUUUUUUCUUUUUUCUUUUUUCUUUUUUGUGCUUUUGGGUAAUGUGUAAAUUGGCCCUUCCUACUUCUGCAUGCAUGCUAUCUUUUUCAAAAUUGA
Coffea eugenioides is the source of this 2179-nucleotide messenger RNA. Its product is annotated as transcription repressor KAN1. The record is from RefSeq and is a predicted model, not a curated record. Bases 506 to 1948 code for a protein of 480 amino acids. Gene Ontology annotation, biological process: regulation of DNA-templated transcription; abaxial cell fate specification. NCBI's taxonomy places the organism in Eukaryota, Viridiplantae, Streptophyta, Magnoliopsida, Gentianales, Rubiaceae. Gene Ontology annotation, cellular component: nucleus. Gene Ontology annotation, molecular function: transcription cis-regulatory region binding. The transcript has 6 exons.